Messenger RNA from Macrosiphum euphorbiae (potato aphid), 6507 nucleotides. The record is from the annotation of a GenBank genome assembly. Lineage: Eukaryota; Metazoa; Arthropoda; Insecta; Hemiptera; Aphididae.
AUGUUGCCCGAGGUGGACGGUAUUGAACAGUUGUACAGGCGAUUUUUCCAGGAAGCCCAAGAAUUACCCAAGAAACAACAUGUUAAAAAAAAUUGUCAGAAAGCUCAAAAAGGAUCAAAACUGUACAAGGAUGGAGGGUGGACCAUGUACGUAUCGGGAAAUGCUUCAUCCUUUGCAGUACUAUCGGCCGCUCGAUAUGCUGUGUUUGAUAGACAUGCUAAAAAAUCUGACGAAGCAUACUGGAACUCAUCAUCAGCUCCAAUAUGUGUCAAAACUCUUAACCGAGUGCUACAGUCUUCAAACAAUAUUCAGGCUAUUUCGUGUUCAGAAAUUUUCAUCCCUAAGGUAGUAGGCAUAGGCUUACGUAGUGUAUUUGAACUAAUUAAAGAGAGUAGAGUACCAUCACCAGACAUAUGUACUAAAGCUUUAAUGGCUUUGUUAGAUAUCAUUCAGUACCAAUCUCCAGAAGCUUUAAAAGAUGAACCAUCAGAAGUUAUAGAUCCAUUAUAUGAACUUUUAUUGGAUAUGGCAACUGGAAACUAUGAUAAUGGGACUUAUGAUUUUAAAGCAGUUUCGUGUUCUUGUCUUAUAAGUUUAGUUAUAGUUAGAGGAGAUACUGGUAAAAUAUUAAACACUUUGACAACAUUAAUCAUGUGCCCAAAUAAUGCAUCUCCUAGAAAAAUAAUUUUACCAAAAGUCUUGACUAGUCUGCAAAAAUGUGUCCGUGUUCUUACUCAUGGGGAUUAUGAAACUCCUGAUUGGAUGUCCAAUGGAGUUCCAAAAUCAUCUGAAAUUAUAACAUUAAAUUUGAACUAUUUACAGAAUGUCAAAGGAAUGGCAUGUGAUGGAGAUUAUUUGUAUACUUAUUCAGAAUAUGGGUUUCAUAAAAUUGGUACUGGUUUUGGUGGUACAGUUAGUGGACAUCCAUAUGUCAGUGUAGCUCGUACAUCAAGUCUUAGUUUACAUUCUAGUGAUGUUUGUCUUGGAUUUUAUCAAAAAAUGUUAUACUUAAGGGUUUAUUAUGCAAACCAGACUUGCAGUCAAGAAAUUGAAUUUUUAGAUAGAGAUACAUUUAAAAAAUUAGGACGAGUUCAGCUAGAUACUUCAGUCACAUUGGAUACGUCUUGUAAACCUGUAUUCAAUGAUAAAGAUAGAUUAUGUUUCCUUGAUCAAUCUGCAAACAAUUAUGUGAUUAAGAGUAUUGAUCCUAGUACUGGGAAACUUGUUAAUGAAGUUCCUCUUGUAUUAAGCCGUCGUAAUGUACGAAUUUAUGGCGUUUCUGAACUAUGGGAUUCUAUUACAGCUGAAAGUGCUAUUAACAGUGCUACUGAUGAAGAAGUAUCUUCUGUUGCCACUUUAAAGGAUUGUUUUAUUAUAUCUGUUAAGUCUGGAAAAGCAUUGCAAUGGUUAAAAUCGAAUGGACAAAGUACUAUGAAUUGUUAUCGUUCUGUAUGGUCAGAGUUAAGUUUACCUAAUCCAUGUAAAAUCAUCAAAGUAGCAGCUGGUCAUGAUGGCUUACACUGUGUGUUGCUUUGCGAUACGGGAUCAGCUUAUUUCUUAGGAGUAUCACGACGUGGUGAAGAUUGUGAUAAUGGAAGAUACAGAAAGCAACCAAGAGUACUGAAGCCAAAAAGGAUAACUAAAAUAGAUGGACAGUUUAUCGUGGAUGUAGCUUGUAAUAAUGGUACAACGGCAUUAGUGACUAAAGAUGGUCUUUUGUAUAUGUUUGGAAAAGAUGAUACUUAUUGUGAUAUACAUACUGGUCUUGUAAAAGAUUUAAAGAAUGCUAAAAUUGUUCAGAUAGCUUUAGGAAAAGCACAUGCAAUUGCAUUGAGUGCUAAAGGACACAUUUAUAGUUUUGGAAUUAAUAACAAAGGUCAAUGUGGACGUGAUAUAUGUAUCCCUCAAACUAAUAAAAACAAUUAUCCCGAAAUAACCAAUAAUGAAUCAUUAAAUCAAAUUAGUUCUGUGGAUGAACAGAGUAUAUUUGAGAAUGACUGCGAUGAUAAUAAACCUUGUGAAGAUACUUGUAAGCCAGGACAACAUAACUGGAAACAUGAUGUUUGCAUGGUUUGUACUGUAUGUGGUGAAUGUACAGGGUAUAGCUAUAGUUGUCUUAGCAGCAUACGAUCCAAUCGUAAAUCUGGCCAAGAAUGUGGUUGUGGUGAAGGAGAUGCUGGAUGCACUAUAUGUGGAUGCUGUCGUAUAUGUGCUCGAGAAGUUGAAGAUAAUUCAGAAUUAGCUUUGCUUGGACCAAAUGGCGCUGGUGAUUUAGCAGGAAUGAUGCGACUUGAUGUCAUAUUUGGGAUUGGAGAUAAAGCAAAAACAUCUCAAGAAGCAAGGCUUGAAGAUCAUUUAAAAAAGCGAUUGAAUAAACGCGAACAACGACAAAAAUUUAAUUCAGUACAAGCGGAUUCUUCUAGGGAUGCAGAUAUUGAUAGUAGUGUACAAAUUGCUAAUAAUACAAACAUUCAUUUUCAAACUCAUAACAGUAUAAUAGCUCGGAGUUUUGUUGAUGAUGCAGUUAAUAAUCCAGGGAGUGAUAUAGAAAGGGAUACUGCUAGAAUGACUAUUUUACCACCUGCCAGAAUAUUUUUACCUACAGACUGCCCGGUUAUUCAAAUUAGUUGUGGCUUACAUCAUACAGUAUUGUUACUGAGCAAUGGGAAAGUGAUAACAUUUGGUAGUAACUCUAAUGGCCAACUCGGAUGUAGUUUAUCACUCAGUAGAAAAGGCCCAACUGUAUUAAAAAUACCUCGCUUAAAACAUCCUAUUAUUAGCGUGUCAGCCGGUAGCAAUCAUACUGCGUUGGUAUCAAAAGAUGGUAAACUUUAUACUUUUGGAAGUUAUUUGAAAAGUCAACUUGGUCGUGAUAGUGGAUGCAAUCAUGUACCAUUGAGUGUAGAAGACAUAAAUCCACCUCACACCAGAAGAGCAAGAGUAGUUAUGUGUUGCGGUAAUCAAACAAUUGUAAAAGUUGAUGAGGCGUUAAUAAAUAGUAAAAUCUUAUCUAUUGCUGCCAACAAUGAUACUAUUUUGGUGAUGACUUCAAAUAAAUGCUUAGCUAUUAACAAACAAGAUGGCACUUGUAAUAGUUAUUCAGGGAAUAAUCAGAUACAAUUUGACGAAAAACAUACUGGAAUGUGGUGCUUUGACUUGUUAUAUAAUAACUUAUGGCAUAUUAGUGAUAUAAGUGAAAAAGUUGUGGUUACGUGCUACAAUGUGAAUAGUGCUUGUCGGAGACAUAAUGAUACUGGUUCCUUGUUGAAUUAUGAAUUAGCAUUACCACCUACUGCUGGGAUAUCAGUAUCUCGAAUUCAAGUUUUAGUAAAUUUACUGACUUGUAUGGACAUUUUAGCCCAAAAUUCAUCAUUGUUUCCUAUUGGCAUAGCAUCAUCUCAUAGUAAUAUACCAGUUGCAUCAAAUACGGCAGAGCCAAAAAAAGAAUUUUUACACAUUAACCGAUUUGCAAGUUUAGGCGGUGGUUGGGGGUAUUCUGGACACUCAGUUGAGGCUAUUCGGUUCUCAGUUGAUUGUAACAUUGCAUUAGUUGGUUUUGGCUUAUUUGGAGGAAGAGGAGAGUAUACAGUUAAACUUAAGAUUUAUGACAUCGGUGUGGAAGGUGGUGAGCGAGAAACUGAUGGUGAACUGUUAGCAGAAACUGAUGAACUUACUUAUGAAUGCGCUCCUAGACAAAAAAAUCCAGUUUUACUUGAUGAUCCUAUUGCUCUUUUUGCAAAUCGAUGGUAUGUGGCAUGUGCUAGAAUAACUGGUCCAUCAAGUGAUUGUGGCUCUAGUGGAAUGUGUAGUGUUACGAGUGAUGAACAAAUUACAUUUACAUUCAAAUCGUCUCGAAGAUCAAAUAAUGGUACAGACAUAAAUGCUGGGCAGAUACCUGAAAUAUUAUACAGAACUGUUAUUCCUGAUUCACUAUCAAUAUCAACUAUACAUACAUCAAAUAGUGAUAUUCAUAUAUUAAGUGAUGCUUUUUCACACUCAGUUAAUAAGGAAUCUUUUAAUGCUUUGAUAACGUUACUUCGAUGGUCAUGGACAACAAUCAAUAAAAAUAUAUCAGAUAUGUGUCUUCCAUAUUCGCAGAAAAACUUUUACAUGGAUUUAUCGAAAAAAGAUACAUCGUCAAUUUGUGAACUUAAACGACUGAUGUUUAUAAGUAAAUCGUGUUUCCAUUUACUUCGUUCUUAUAUUCACGAGAUAUAUCCAGACCAAGUUGACAAAAUUAAGCUACCUGAAACUGAAGCACUCGCCAGUUGCGUUGUUGAAGUUCGACAACUUUUGCAAAAAAUAUUAUCAGAUAUUCGGCCACACGAAGUCUUAAAAAAUGUUGAUAGGAUAUUCAUUGACAAUAAAGGUAGUGAAGUAGUGAAAAUUAUGAAGUGUAUUAAAUGGUUAAAUCAAAUAUUGAAUGAAUGUCAUUUGACAUUUGUGUCAUGUUACCAUGCGUUUUACCCAACACCUCAUUUGAAAUUAUAUUCACUAUGGGAACUAUUGAUGGACAAAAAAAAUACUGAUCAUAAGAAUAAGCUACUUACUGCGGUUGUGGCUGCAUUGUGUAACACUACAUAUAGACUCCGUGAACUUAUGCCAAUAUUGAAACCAACUAAACUUGAUAAAUCUGGAUCAUCAGAUCAAGAUCACCAGUAUUAUUAUCCAUUAUUAGUCAACGCUACCACAUCAACAGCCCAUAAUAGUUUAAAAAGUGAACCAAAUUGGGAAGUAUUACUCACACAUCUUUUAGACAUAAUAGGGUUACCAGUGCGAAAUGUGAUACUGAAUAGCAAAAAACCUGAUAACGAUUUGAAAUCACUUUCUACUAAUUGCUCGCAUCUGGUCGCAAGAGUUGUAGCUGAACUAUCAUCACAAGCUACUUUAUCUGAAGAUGGAACAGAAAUAGUUAAUGAAAGAGAAAUUUUGCUAACCACUCCAUCUAGAUUUGCUAAAAUCAACCAAACCAAAACAUGGAAUGCUGGUAAUGGUUCUCCUGAUGCAAUUUGCUUCUGGGUAGAUCGUGCCGGUAUUGCUAUUGCCGGUUGUGGGGUGUUUGCUGGAAUUGGAAAUUACGAAUAUGAACUUGAACUGUUGGCUGAGAAAAAACAGUUAGAAUUUGAUGAACCUCAUGGUAAUCGUUGGAAAAGUUUAAUAGUAACUAGAGGGUCAUUUGGGCCAGAUGAUAGUGCAAUGAAUUACGUUGCGGAUCUAAAAUUUGAUCACCCAAUACGAAUUAAGGAAAGAGUUAAGUAUGCAAUCCGUCUAAGAAACUAUGGUGGCCGAACAAAUAAUGGUGAUAUGGGGUUAAGUUGUGUAAAAGGACACGACAAUACACUUUUUUCAUUUAAUACAUGCUCAUUAAGCUUAAAUGGAACCACUCAAUCUCGUGGUCAAAUACCCUAUAUACUUUAUUAUAGUCAUGAUAAGAAUUGCGAUUUUGAACGUAAAGUGUGUAAUAAACUCAAAGCUCGGGAGAGUACAUUAUCAUUGUUGAAAACAGUUGUAGAAAAGUCAAUGGAGUUAAUAAAUAUGAGCGUUGAAAAAUUAAAAAAAGAUCCACUUGUGUAUAAAUAUUUAGGAGAAUCAGCUAUUGUGAAUGUAUUACUUCCGUUGGUGUUGGCACAUAUCGGCCCGCUGACAUCUUUUUCCAAAGACGCGAAGAGCGCUAUUCAUGUGUUGGAGCUCAUAAACAAGUUGCUACCGGCUGUGACGUCCAUUAAUUUGUACUCCGCUAACAAAUUAGACGUAAUGCAUAAAGACCUGAGUGAUAAAUUGGAUGGGUCAAAACAGUUCGGAAAGUUCAAAUCCUCCAAAACUGAAAUCAGAGACUCCAAAUGCACAACAACGUCCCAUCAUUAUGCGUGGGUUGAAAGUGAUCAUCCAUAUACAGCUGCGACCGUGUCUAAUUACAAAGUUAAAUUCCCAAAAGAAGUCAAAUGGUUGUGUCUAGAGUUUGACCCACGAAGUUGUACUGCACAGACUGAAGAUUCAUUGCAACUUUACAUACCAAAUUAUCGAGAUUAUAGUGAUGAUGAUAACAAACACGUAGUUACUACUCCUUACAUACCAGUUUUGAAAAAAUUUAGUAAUGACCCAAUGGAGUGGCCGUUCGCUGCUGUUAUGUUGCCCGGUAACGAAGUUAUGUUUUCACUGGAAACUGCGUCAGAUUAUCUUAAGAACGACAGGAUUUCUCGGUAUGGCUUUCGUUGUCUAGUAAUUGGGUACGAAGUAGAAGAGCUAAGUAAAUAUCAAGCUCUUGGCUAUGGUCUCGUUCAUUUGGAAACCGAACUUUCGUUCCUCGGAGGGAUGUGCGUCUCAACACUCUUAAAAUGUGAUAUAAUUUUACCCAACGACGAUUCUACGCAUGGCUUGGAACAAGGUUCAGUAUCAGCUGCUGAUCAGGUGUAUGCUAAACACUCGGGGUUAUUGAAAAAAGGAUUUGCGUUGGCGCCAUUUCUCAACAUUCAGCAGGUCAUGGACGGGGUUUUGCCAUUGAGGUGA